CUUCGGCGUAAUGGCAUUUUCCUCUGCUCAAGGACGUUAAAUCAGGUGGCGCUUCAGUAGUCAUCAAGGAGACGAUUAUGGAUCGGAUCUGGGCCUCUCCGAAUGAUCAAGCAGAGCGUGUCUGGCAUCGUGAUAGCCCUGUUGCUGUUAAAGAGCACAUCUCCCAUGCCCCUGGACUGUGUCCAGCCGAGCUAUUUUCCUGUUGUCGCCAAACCGAACAGCCUCGCAGUCUAACUUAACGUUCUUCUCAUCUUCUACGUUACCCAUACUAGAAACAUGUCCAAAUCGCUCGUCACUGGCGGCACAGGCUUCAUCGGCCUCUACGUGGUAAAGCUGCUUCUCGAACGCGGCCACCAUGUCAACACCACGGUCCGCAACUUGGAAAACACCACCAAGUGCAAGCCGCUACUGGACCUUCAGGCCAAAUACUCGACCAAGCUCAAAUUGUUCGAAGCCGACCUCAUGGAGCAUGGGUCUUUCCGCCAGGCCAUGGAGGGUUGUGAGGUUGUAUACCACAUCGCCUCGCCGUUCCUGGUGCCGCAGCAGAUCAAGGACGGAUUGAAGGAGUGCGUCGAGCCUGCGCUUCAAGGCACAAAGAACGUUCUCCAGUCUGCCAACGACGUGGAAAGUGUCAAACGUGUUGUUCUCACGUCUUCCGUUGCUGCCACGUAUGGCGACAACGCAGACGUCCUCAAGGUGAAAGAUCAGACCCUCUCCGAGUCCUGUUGGAACGAGACCAGCAGCGUCAGCUAUGCUCCGUAUGCGUAUUCCAAGACGGUUGCCGAGCGGGAGGCGUGGGAGAUACACAGCCUCCAGAACCGCUGGUCCCUGGUGGUCAUCAACCCGGGUAUGGUCCUCGGUCCGUCCAUGACUUCCGAAUCCGUCUCCGGUAGUCUCUUCAUGCUCGAAGCCAUGUACCGCGGCGAAAAUCGGAUGGGCUGUGCCGAUCUUUCCUGGCCGUUGGUCGACGUCAGGGAUGUGGCCGAGGCGCAUGUCAAGGUCGGGGCGAACACGGCUACAAAGGGGAGAUACAUCAUCUCCGGUGACCACACUAUCAGCCUGUUGGAGAUGGCGAACCUCGUCCGGCCGAUCCAUCAGAACCCCAAGGUGCUGCCUUGUUGGAAUCUCCCGAAGCUGAUGGUCUACGCCGCGGGGCCGUUCAUCGGCAUAUCAAAGAAAUGGUCAGACGCGAACAUGGGAAUUGGAUUCAAAGUCGAUAACAGCAAGAGUAUUAAGGAGCUGGGAAUGGCGUACCGUUCGGCUGAGGAAGCGGUUCAGGAACAUUACAAGUCAUGGCUGAAGAAUGCGAAGGGCGCGUAAGUUUUUCAGGGGUUUGUUUUGCGGGAGGUGGGGCGCGGGAGAUACGGCGGUUGUGAGGCUGGGAGGUUGUUUCCGCGUGCACUGUGUCAAUUCUCAUCUCUUCAAGUUGCUUAGGAAUAAUCUGCGUUUGCGUCC
Molecule: messenger RNA, 1455 nt
Organism: Fusarium vanettenii 77-13-4
Lineage: Eukaryota; Fungi; Ascomycota; Sordariomycetes; Hypocreales; Nectriaceae
Exons: 2
Coding region: 277-1320 (347 amino acids)
Molecular function (GO): oxidoreductase activity, acting on the CH-OH group of donors, NAD or NADP as acceptor
Source: RefSeq, a predicted model, not a curated record